This is a messenger RNA of Bathycoccus prasinos, 2925 nucleotides long. RefSeq lists its product with no specific name. NCBI's taxonomy places the organism in Eukaryota, Viridiplantae, Chlorophyta, Mamiellophyceae, Mamiellales, Bathycoccaceae. Gene Ontology annotation, molecular function: arabinosyltransferase activity. The transcript has a single exon. The record is from RefSeq and is a predicted model, not a curated record. Gene Ontology annotation, biological process: cell wall pectin biosynthetic process. Gene Ontology annotation, cellular component: Golgi apparatus. Bases 1 to 2925 code for a protein of 974 amino acids.
AUGGAACCGAGGCAGCGUCGCCUUCGCGUCAUCCGCCGUUUACUCUGCCUCUUCCUCUUCCUCUUUCUCGCCGCAUCUUCCAUUCGUAAGUUCCGUUAUUCGGUGAAAGAAGCGCGACACUUCGCCGCGGAAUCGCUGAUACAUUUGGCGAAAGAUUUAGACGAAGAAAUCCUCGAUGUUUCCCGGUUUAAUACUAAUGUCUACAACAGCGCACAAAGGCGUUCAGAGGAAGAUUUUAAGGAAGAACCGGAAGUGUACGAACGACCGAGCUCACCGAUGCCACCUGCGGAUCCGAGCGCGCCACCUCCACCUCCGGUGGCGCCGAGCAUGCCGCCACCAGAUGAUGCGAUGAGAAGAGAAAGGUCGGAUACGCUAAUAACACCAUCAUCAUCAUCGAGCGCAAUCAAUCGAAACUUAGUAUUCUUUUCCGGCUCUUUGAACGAACCUACCGUAAAAGAUCAUCCUUUAUAUAAAUCUAACGAGGACGAUUCGACAGAUUUGUGGGCUAAACGCAGACGAGAGUUGUUCGACGGUUCGUUGCCGCACCCGUACGUGGACGAGGACGACGAAGACACGGCGCAUUCCGAGCAGACGAAAAGAUAUAUAAGUUUAGAUAAAAUUUUAGAUUUGAAAGGAUUGAGGAAGAAGUAUCCGCCGUAUACGAUGGAAAAAGUAGAAUUGGGGACGGAGAGGCCGUUGCACGUGACGUUUGCGACGGUGGAGUUGGUGACGUUGGUGGAUAAUUGGCUGACGUACAGCGUAAGAGCGAAUAUUAAGAAGAUUGUGGUCGUGAGUUUAGACGAGGCGUUGCACACGUGGUGCGAGAAAGAGUUGGAAAAGAGAAGGAAGCAUCGACGCGAGAGCGAUGGUGAUAAUGAUGACGAUAACGAUGAGUUCGCGUGCGUGCCCGGCGGUCACUUGUUGGACAAGAGUAAAUUAGGGCAUUCCCAAUCCGGCGGCUUUCGAGAAGUGAAGGAAUCCUUUUACGCGUUGAUGAACGUGAAGAUACAAAUCAUCGAAACUUUCUUGUUGAAUGGAUACGACUUGUUGAUCUCCGAUGCGGACGUCACGUGGGUGCGCGAUCCGAUGCCGUAUUUUAACACUGGAAACUUAGGUAAAGUCGACAUCGCUGUCUCGGCCGACUGUGUGUUUGACUUUCGGGGCGAUUUAAUCGAUCAAGACGAAAUCGACUUGCACAGAAAGUUGAAUUUUCCGCAGUUGACGACGACCGUGUUUACAAAGUGGGAACAUUUUCGAGACCCGUUCACGCAACUCCCGUGGCCGUAUCUAGCCGAGUAUAACACGGGCAUGCUGUUGUUGCGAGCGACGUUGGAAUCUCUGAGAUUCGUGAAAGAUUGGAAGCACGGGAUGGAAGCCGGGAAAAAGUUGUCCUUCGCGAACGACCAGCACCAUUUCAACGCAAUCACGCGGUCGAGGUGGUUACAACGGAAAUCGUUGCCUGGGUAUUGUAAGAAACUGACUGAUGUUGGCGAGAAGAGUUCGAUGUGUCGCGCGUUCGAUAAACCAACUGCAGACAAUCGACAUCCGGAUGAUUACUUCAGAAGGCCGGAUAAAACGUACGAUCCUUCGAAACCAAAAAUGACCGUCAUGGACCCAGAUUUUGUGCCGAGAGAUAAAGAAGGCUUGUGCGAACCAGUGACGCUCGAUGCGAUGAAAAUUGCGAAGGGAAAUGCGAACGAUGGGUUCUUUUGCGAAAAAUAUCCUCCCGAUUUCGUCGCGUUCGCGGAGGAUUACAAGAGAGGUUUGCGUCCGUUGUAUUCAUACGGAGGUACGUCUGGUUCGUUGCGCGUGGCAAAGCUACCGACGAGUUUGUUCUCCAACGGAAUGGUUUUCUUCAUGGGUAAAGACUACUCGAAACGUUCGAUUGUUCCUUACGGUGUUCACAACACGUACGUGUACGAUGGCGCGCAAGGCAAAAUUUGGCGCUUUCGCGAAGCCGGCAUGUGGGCAGAUAAGAAACCGUACUUUUUAGGCUCGUCCAUGUAUAACAAAGACCUUGGCGCCAAUCAUGGUGGUAGUAGUGCGAAAUCAAAGGUCAAAGAUCCUGUUGUUGUGUUUGAAGAAAAAGAAGAAGAAGAAGAAGACCUGAGCAAAGAGAAUGAUUUGAAGACGCUCAUCGUGCGCAUGUCCAUACCGGAUUGGUUGGAAAAAUCCGUCAACGAAUCCAUAACGACCUCGAAAGGCGAAAUUCCAAUCGGUCACAUGAACGGUUUGCGUUGGCAACUCGCGCGCGUUCGCGACGCCGUGGCUAUUGCAAAGAUGUUAGACCGAGCGUUGAUCAUGCCCCAGUUCAUAUGCGGAUGUCACAGACACUUCAAUCUGUUGGUCAAUUGCACCAUGGGCGCGAUGACGAUUCCGUUCGUCUGCCCAAUCGACCACUGGGCGUUACCGAGAACGUUCGGUAAUUUACCCAUUCCUAUUCGCGAAGCGUCCUAUUUUGAAAACAGAGUCAACGCAGGGUUCAAGCCAUUCACUUCUCCAGCACCAAGAAUCGCCAUUUGCUCUUCGGACGAAACCGAAGACGAGUGUAAAAACCGGAAAGGCGGCAUGCGAGGCGCUUUGCCGCACUUGCCCGGUUUUGCCCAGACGCAAACGCCCAUCGACGAAGGGAAAGCGAAAAUUGCCAUCAAAACUGGAUUUUCUAGCGCUGAAUUUACCGCGAAAAUUCAAUCCGAAAUCAAAUCGCGCGGUUUACAGGACGAACCUGUGUUAGUUUUAGAUGGUCUGGGUGAUUUCAGUCAAUCGCAAUUUGUCGAGCACGGGUCGCGAACGAGCGAUUUUACCGGGUUUGCCAAUAAAGAUGAAAACUUAGCUUUCGACGAUAUGCUCGGAAAAUCCACGCACCAGUGGUGCUGUUACAUAAACGGAACGGUCAUUCACCCGUUCCCGAGGCUUCACGCUUAG